Messenger RNA from Patiria miniata (bat star), 2599 nucleotides. RefSeq lists its product as uncharacterized. The record is from RefSeq and is a predicted model, not a curated record. The transcript has 2 exons. The coding region runs from base 457 to 894 and encodes 145 amino acids. Lineage: Eukaryota; Metazoa; Echinodermata; Asteroidea; Valvatida; Asterinidae.
GUGAUUCGCGCAGUGGCGCUGAAAACUUUGCUUAUGCACCGACACUUCGUUGGCAUCGAAUGCUGAUAUUUGCUAGGGGUGGCUAUACUCAACGUUCAUGCUGAUGAGGUACGUAACUACAGGAAGCAGGCACUGCCAGUCAUGAUGAUGACGAUGAUAAUGAUGCUGAUGAUCCGUAGACAAGUCACAAACGUGGGCAGCUGAAUAAGUGGUUAAGUACGCAACCAACUUGGUCUGGACUUGCAGUGGCUAUCACGACAAGAGCGGACAGACCGUCAGGACCGAACGGCAAAUAACUGACUAACCAUCGGACCAGCGCUGACCAAAACCAAAAAAAGAACUGUACUCGUGCAGUAAAACACAGAGAAACGAUAUUUUCACGGCUCACACAACCACCAGCGGCGAGAGAGCGAGAGUGUGUGGUGGGGAAGACGGGGCAAAUCACGGGCGCCCAAGAUGUCACAGACCAGGGUAGUGUGUGGUUGCGCGUUGAUUCUACUGGCCUUGUGUUGCAUUCAACAGGUCAGGUGCCUACACCUGUCCAACCGUCUGCUCUCCCACAACACCGAUACUCGAGUGGCUCAAAGUAGUACCAGACAAGUCGAUGGAGACACCGAAAAGUUUACUAGAAAUCGACGAUUUAACAGACUUCAUGUCUGUGAUACGGACUCGGACUGCGUAGGUCGUAACAGACCCUCUUGCUGCGCUGUAUUACCCCUCAGCUCUAUCCGGUUCUGUCAACCACUUAGCGAGAUGGGUGACACCUGUAACACCUUCAGCAGACCUCAUAUGUGGAGUGGCGAGAGACUGGGAAUGCAUUGCCCCUGCGAGCCUGGCCUAGAAUGCUUGUCGGAUUCCAGUUCAUCUUACGUCAGCAGGGGUACGUGUAUGUAACAUGGUCCCACCAUUUACAGGCUACAACCCCAAGUGUGACGUGGACAAAUCAUUUGCAGCCGAGGACUUACAAACGUAACUUUUCAAACCUGACUGCGACGCGUGACUGCCUGAUAGACGCCGUUCCAGGCACUUGUGACGAGAACUCUGUGUACGCUCGAGCUGACUUGGAAACGAAAUUUCGGUGAACGGCAAAAUAAGUGUGAUGGUGCUUACGUAACGCAAAUUCUUGAAGCUCUCCUCUUAUUUUCUGCCAAAAAAGAACGAACCCAAAGAACUCCACUAAUGAUGAUAUUGACGACACUAGUGGGCUUCAAGCAGGUGGAACCUAGUUGGUACUUGGGUCUACCAUGCCGUGGCCAUCAAUCCAAAGUGCUGGCCGCGUGACUGAUUGAGCGACUCGAGGCACGGCUAAUUGUGCAGCGCCUCUGCUCAUUCGUCACGUUUGAGGCUACCGGCCGGGGACAGACGUGGGAUACGGCUCACAGCUAUGAUGUAUGGCGUGCCUCGUGGGUCAACAAUCAACUCUUGAAGCGAGUGGUUGUCAAUAGCAACGGAAGCAGUAAUCGAACGCACUCAACAGGCAGAGGUGCCUUGAGCCGUGGCCGAAAGAGCCAUACACGGACUGGAAGUCCAAGAACAUUGACACUUUCGACGAACGCCUAGAGCUAUGCUUUCUUGCGGUAUAUACAUGUAGUUGCGUUUCCCUAGCCUUCACUGACGCCUCUAACCCGAUAUAACCAAAUAACAUUUGAAGUUCGAUUUAUGUAUAUAUGGCCACUUGUCCCAUCCCUAGACACGACUACCUUAAUUAGUUAUGCACACUCAAAGAGGCGCUUGCGCAUUCUAUGAAAAUAUAUCAUUAGUUGCUAUGGUAACAGCUGUACAAGUGCAAAAUUGUUAUUGAUGACGAGUAAUGGACAUUUUCUCUGCUUACAAAAACGAUGAUUGAUAUUCCAAUGAACUGUACUAUCGGAGCUCUUAUUGCAAACUGUUUCCAACAUUCUCUAAUAUUUUGUUGUAAGUGUGGACGGCAUAAUGAAAUAGCCCUGCACAUAAAAUAACCACUGUAUAUUAGGUCGAUUUUAACGGGAUUUGAAAAAUUUGACUAUUUAUGACGUUUCACCUUUUUGAGCAAUCCAACGUGCAAACUUUUCACAAGAUACACCCCCGCAAAUUGUUACAAGAUUUACGAAUGAAAGAAAAAAAGUAGUCCGCCUACGAGAAAAAAAAAUCUUGGUUUUGCCACUCAGGAAAAGAAAAGCAUUGAUUCACCAUUAGUGCCCUGGUACAAUUGCUUGGAACGUAAUAAAGGUGAAAAUAAAAAAUUUGAUCAAAUCAUUUUCACACGCAAACAAUAAUAAUUCCCCCAAUUGGCACCUUAUGAUGUAGUUCUAUUUGAAUAAUUUAUUUAUUUUUGGGGGAAUAAUAAAUAAUAUGCAGGCUAUUAUGAUCGACGUGAUAGCUGAUAGUAACACACAUCUAAGCAUUUACUAUUAAAGGGGCUUACUGCAUACAUUUCAAAGUUGGUAAAACAUCUUCAUAUCAACGGACCUGCAUGCCGCCAUGUUGGAUUUGGAAAAUUUACAUGACAUGGGAUGAACUUGACCAAAGUUAAAUAGCACGUCAAUAUGGCCUACUUCUGGGGGAGGCUGGGAAUCAACCCUUCACCCCAGUCCCAAUUAUUGUCUAGCCCCCCCCCCCC